Molecule: messenger RNA, 2073 nt
Organism: Cokeromyces recurvatus
Lineage: Eukaryota; Fungi; Mucoromycota; Mucoromycetes; Mucorales; Mucoraceae
Product: kinase-like domain-containing protein
Exons: 3
Coding region: 95-1813 (572 amino acids)
Biological process (GO): protein phosphorylation; intracellular signal transduction; intracellular monoatomic cation homeostasis
Molecular function (GO): protein serine/threonine kinase activity; ATP binding
Source: RefSeq, a predicted model, not a curated record
AAAUUUUUUAAAUUUAUCUUCAAUAACUUGAAUAAUAAAAGAGAUGUCUGGGACUUGCAUCCCCUCCCUUUGAUGAACGUCUUCUUUGAAUGUUAUGACAUAUGAUUUAGGAAUCGCUUCUGUUGAACAAUUUAUUAGGUGCCGCUAUUUACCAUUUUAUGCUUAUAAGAAAAAGAAAAGAAAGAAACCUCCCAAGAAUAAAAGAAAUAAUUUACCAAUGGCAUCGUUAGCAGUUUCGAAUAGUAAAGACAAUUAUUAUUUUAAAGAGAAUGAUUAUACCUCGUCUAGACAACUCUUUCCAGAUGAUCCUAUUCCUAGAUCCACUUCACCUGAAUGUAUAGAAACAGUCUCAACACAUCCUCAUGAUAUAUGUCCUUCAUUAAUAAACAGUGGAAGAGAAGGAUCGAACGAUACAGUCUCCUCUAUUGAAACACCUGUUUCUUCUUUAUCCGUAACGACCGAGACGAAGACAGUAAAGCCUAUCCCUGUUAAGAAACCUAAAAAACGGCUCAGUAAUGUCUUUAGCAGUAGUUUAUUUGGUAGUUUAAAGAUGACACCCGCUUCUCCUAAACAUCAUAGUCCAUCUGAACUUUCUUCAUCAGAGGAGACAAGCGGUCAUCAUAGAAGCUUCAGUGGUGCCUCUGGAAAUAGUUCAAGUUCGGUCAGUAGUACAGCAAGUCGAAUUAGUAAAUCUCUUUCUCGUAUGAUGAGUUCUUCAUUCAAGAAAACACCUUCAGACAUGACAUGCGGUACCUUUGGUGUUGUACCUUUAUUAUCUGAAAAAUACGGUGAUUAUGUUAAGCCUGAACAUCGUUCCACGAAAGGAAUGGGAUCAACUUCCAAGAAGAACCUUGCAAGUGGUGCAACAGCUGUGAUUCGGUUAGUACGACAAAGACCAGGUGAUCGUAUUUUAGCCGUCAAGGAAUUCAAGAAGCGUGAAAAAUCUGAACAUGAACGAGAAUAUCAAAAGCGUAUGCUGAAUGAAUAUACCAUUAGUAAAUUUGCUUCUAAUUUUAUUCAUAUUGUUGAAACGAUGGAUCUUGUGAAAGAUGAAAAGGGUCGUUGGUGUGUAGUAAUGGAAUAUUGCUCUGGUGGUGAUGUUUUCAAUUUGUUACAUGAAAAAUCAAGCAUGAAUUUAGAUGAUGCAGCUUGUUUAUUUAAACAACUCUUAUUAGGAUUACAACAUCUUCAUAAACUUGGUAUUGUUCAUCGUGAUAUAAAGCCUGAAAAUUUAGUGUUGACCUCUACAGGUACUUUAAAGAUUGCAGAUUUCGGUGUAGCAGAGGUGGUUCAAACUUGUUUUGAAAAGGAAGCUCAUUUAUGUAAAAAAUGGUGUGGUUCAGAACCUUUUUGGUCACCUGAAAUGUGGAGAAUUAAAGAUGAUACAACACUUUAUGAUGGUAAGGCACUUGAUGUCUGGAGUGCAGCUACUACUUACUUUUGUAUUCGAUUUCAACAAUUACCUUUUGCUGCUUCUUUCUUUACUGGUAAACCAGCUGGUAAGCCACCUCAAGGUUCAAUGGUAGGUUCACCUGCUGCAGUUGCUGCUCAAGCUGAAGAUGGGGGUGACUUGGAUUAUAAACGUUAUAUCGAUCAACGUAAAAAACUAGAUCCAAGUGAUUGUGAACUCUUUAAGGAUUUUACACAGCCUGAACGAGAAUGCCUUGCUUAUAUGUUAGAUCCUGAUCCAACUACUCGAUGGACGAUAGAUCAAGCCUUAAAAUGUUCUUGGAUGGACACAUUUGAAGUAUGUAAGGAUGGCCAACUCUCUAAUGGUUAUUAUCAUAGUCACCGUAUUAUUCCUUUAAAAUAGAGUUUAUUUACCCUAUUGUAUAUUUUAUUUUAUUUUACUUUACUUUAUUUUACUUUUUCUCUCUUAUAUAUAUCUAUAUAUACAUAUAUCUUGUAUUAUGAUACAUCUCUUAUUUUAUUUCCUUAUACUAUCCUUUCCUUUUUGUAAACACUCUCAAUUUUAUUAUUAUUUUAUUGUAUUAUACUUCUUUUGUAUUAGUAUGGCUUACUCUUAUUGACUUUUUUUUUUUCUUAUUAAAAAAAUAAAUGAAUAAUAUACAC